UCACCCGGGGACUUCAUCCCUCCUUUACUCUUCUAUUUCUCUAAUGAACACAUGGGUAGGACAGUCCUACCUGAGAGCAACCCACACACCUGAUGGACUAUAAACUGGCAGGCUUAAGAAGGCAUAGGAAGACUUCAACCUCUCUGGUACCGAAACAGCCUGCUAUCUCUCUUCCCAUGGAGAUGGAGGCCACCUUGAGCCAAGCGCUGUGGAUGUUGGCCCUUCCCUUCAGCGCCUUGGUUACACUUUUGCUCCUCGGCUGGACCUUUUACUAUGACUUCACCAGGACGCAAAUCCCGCCGGGAAUCAGCCAGGGGGCAAAACUGCGCCUGAUGAAUUUGACCAUGAGCCUCGUCCUCAGACUGGCCCUGAUUCUGGAGAAGUUUGGCAUCUGCAACAAAUACGUCAUCUUGAGGCAACUCAUGGACGGGAUCCCCCCGGGGAGAGCCCCCGACCUGACCAUCAAGGAGAUGCUUUUCGAGGCGGUCCCCGUGAGGGUCUAUUGGCCCAGGAGAGCAGGUGCCGAGCCCAGGCGAGGACUGGUCUGGAUCCACGGAGGAGUGGGCUUCUUUGGGAGCCCCCGAGCCUACGAAAGGUUCUGCCGCUUCAUCGCCCGGGAAAGCUCCACGGUGGUCGUGUGCAUCAGAUACCCCUUGGCCCCGGAGCACCCCUACCCGGCUCAGCAACUCAGCUGCUACGCUGCCGUGGCGCACUUCCUGAAGAACGCGGGGGGCUACGGGGUGGACCCCCAGCGGGUCGUGCUGGCUGGCGACAGCAGCGGCGCUGCCAUUGUGGCUGCCAUUUCCCAGCAACUGGUGAUGAGGAGCGACCUGCCGCCUGCCAGAGGCCACGUCCUGCUCUACCCUUUCCUCCAAGCUCUGGACUUCAACCUGCCUUCCUAUCAGCAAAACCACUCCGUUCCCGUGUUAUUUAAGAAGCGGAUUAUCCAUCUUGGCAUGCUUUAUCUUACAGGAAGGAAUAUCAACGUGGGUGAAAUUAUGGGCAAUGCCCACGUUCCCCAGGAGCUCAGGGCAAAGUACCGGAAAUGGAUCAGCGCAGAACUCAUCCCAGAGGAGUUCAAACUCUCGGCUCAGGAGCCCUUUGUACCCCGUCCGUUUUCAGAAGAUCUUUACCAAGCGUGCAAAAGAGCGUUUGAGCCCACGUUUUCCCCGCUCCUGGCGGAAGAUGCCAUCCUCCGGCAGUUUCCAGAGACUUUGCUUCUAACCUGCGAGUACGACGUAUUCCGAGACGACGGCCUACUCUACAAGAAACGCCUGGAAGGGAACGGCGUGCCUGUCACCUGGCAUCACCUGAAGGACGGCUUCCACGGGACCUGCCUGCUGACCGGUUUGGGGCCCCUGGAGUUUCCCAGUACCAGGAAGAGCAUGGAAAGCAUAAUCCAGUUCCUGGAGCGCUUCUAGAAAGCCAUCAGCCCCAUUCCUCCACCUUGUUUUCCCUCUCCUUGCCCCACAGACCCUGUGAGUUCAUCCAGUUGUCCUGCUUACCUGGCCUGAAGACCACCAACUGUCGCCUUCCCUUUCAUAGCCCACCACUCGGGCAGCCUGGUCUCAGUGCUGGGUGUCGUGCCAUGACAGUGUGGCUCUCCCCAUUACAGGGAAGGAGGAUCUCCCAAGUGGGCAGUCGAAGGGGCCGAGGGGCACGGCCGGGAGAGUGCCCAGAUGCCCAACGGUCGCAGUCUCCAUCUCCUUCCAGACAGGGA
Messenger RNA from Thamnophis elegans (Western terrestrial garter snake), 1720 nucleotides. RefSeq names its product arylacetamide deacetylase-like 4. Bases 93 to 1421 code for a protein of 442 amino acids. Gene Ontology annotation, molecular function: carboxylic ester hydrolase activity. Gene Ontology annotation, cellular component: membrane. The record is from RefSeq and is a predicted model, not a curated record. NCBI's taxonomy places the organism in Eukaryota, Metazoa, Chordata, Lepidosauria, Squamata, Natricidae. The transcript is spliced from 4 exons.